AUGCAGGGCUUGAAGGCUCGGAUCCUGGCCUCCGUCGCCGUGCUGCUGUCUCUUGUCUACUGUGACUUGACCACGCCAUCCACCUUUCUUUCUUUUGAACGGGUUUAUCCGCCGAGUCACCACGGACAGAUUGAGCAGCUCCGAGCUCGUGACCGAGUCAGGCACGCCCGACUCUUGCAAAACUUGGCGGGCAGCGUUGUGGAUUUCCCACUCCAUGGCACCUCCGAUCUGAACGUGGCCGGUUCUGAGCGUUGCCAGGUACGGAUCGGAGGUGCCAUGGACUGGGAAGUCCACAACGCUGCCCGCAAAGUUUUGCAAGAGUCGGGCAUGCCUGACUCGGUCACGAGCUCGGAGCUGCUCAAUCUGUCCGUGGGCUGGGCACGGCUUUUAAACCUUUGUGACUUGAGAGACCCAAAAGGGAUUGUGGGUGAGGAACAAGUGUUGGGGUUACCGCCGCUUUUCAACCAAAUUGUUGGAGAAGAGAAGCUCAUGCUUUAUUAUACCAAAGUCAAAUUGGGCUCUCCGCCAAAAGAAUUCAACGUGCAGAUUGACACUGGAAGUGAAAGCUUGUGGGUUACCUGCAAUUCCUGCAGUGAUUGCCCCCGGUCUACUUCGCUUCCUAUUCAGCUCAGUUCCUAUGAUUCUAACAGCUCAUCAACUGCACGGUUGAUCCCCUGUUCAAUGUGCACCUCCGCAUUUCAAGCCAAAUGUUCUCCUCAGACUAACCAGUGCAGUUACACUACUCAAUAUGCAGAUGGAAGUGGGAUAUUUGGUCAUUACGUAUCGGAUACACUACAUUUUGACCGGAUUCAGGGGCAAUCCUACAUUGACUCUUCAGCAUCCAUUAUUUUUGGGUGCACUACCUAUGAGCUUGGGGGUUUGACUAGUUCACUUUCAACACUGGAUGGGAUAUUUGGGUUUAGCCAAGGGCCUCUGUCUGUUAUAUCGCAGUUGUCAUCUCGAGGGUUGACUCCCAAAGUGUUCUCUCAUUGUUUGAAGGGAGAUGAAAAAGGAGGGGGUAUACUUGCUCUUGGUGAGAUUUUGGAGCCAAGUAUUGUUUACAGUCCUCUUGUUCCACCACGGCACAAUUAUUAUUUAAAUCUGCAAAGCAUUGCUGUAAAUGGGAAAAUCUUGCCAAUUGAUCCAACAGCCUUCACAUCACACGACAGAGGAACUAUUAUCGAGUCAGUAACAACUUUGGCAUACCUUGUUGAAGAAGCUUACGUUCCUUUCAUUCGUGCGAUAACUUCAGCUGUUUCACCAUCCCUGACUCCCUUCAUUUUAGACGAAAACCAGUGUUAUCAUGUAACCACCAGUUUGGCUGAGGUUUUUCCUGCUGUUAGUCUAAACUUUGCUGGUGCAUCAAUGGUGUUGAAACCAGAAGAGUACCUUACACGUCAAGAAGGCAUUGGUGUGUGGUGCAUUGGUUUUCAAAAGGCUCAGGGAGGGGUGACAAUCUUAGGAGAUCUUGUUCUAAAAGAUAAGAUAAUCGUGUACGAUUUAGCUCUUCAACGAAUUGGAUGGGGGAAUUAUGAUUGCUCAUCACCAGUAAAUGUCUCCAUACCUUCUAGCAAUACUCGACAGCGGAGUGGAAGCAGAUCUUCAUCAGGAGACGUGCUAUUGAGCGUGCUUACAACAGGAUUUUUUGGUGAUGUAUAUGUUGUUGGCAUGACUUGUAGCCAAAUAUCAAGAAUUCUUAGUUGACUUGUUCUUUUAUUGUAAUGGUCCAAAGUGACUUGAAUUGGACUCUCUUGUUAGUUCAUGACAUGUGUGGUACUCUUUCCUUCCCUAAGAUUUGUCCCAUGAGGUUGUCCUAAGAAGGUUUUAACGAGGUCACUGUAUCAUGUCGCUCUUUGUACGUUUGUGAUUUUAUGAAUGAAUUAUCCUUCUCAAUA
Molecule: messenger RNA, 1895 nt
Organism: Prunus dulcis (almond)
Lineage: Eukaryota; Viridiplantae; Streptophyta; Magnoliopsida; Rosales; Rosaceae
Product: aspartic proteinase-like protein 2
Exons: 12
Coding region: 1-1704 (567 amino acids)
Biological process (GO): proteolysis
Molecular function (GO): aspartic-type endopeptidase activity
Source: RefSeq, a predicted model, not a curated record